AUGGCUCUCGGGUCCGGCUGGGCGGUGGCGGCUGUGGCUGUGCUCCUCCAGGGGGUCCUCCCUCGCGUCUCACAGGCCCAGACCUUCUCGUUCCCUCUCCGGCGGCCAGAGGCCUGCGCCCGCCACCAGUUCUUCGAUAUCUCCAUGCUCACCUGCGCACCGUGCGGAGCCCACCAGAGGCAGGACGCCCGAGGAACUUCAUGUGUGUGUCUACCAGGAUUUCAGAUGAUCUCUAAUAAUGGAGGAGCAGAUAUUAUUUGUAAAAAGUGCCCAGACGACAAGAAAGGUGUUACCGAAGAUGGCUGGAAUUGCAUUUCUUGUCCUGCUGGUUUAACUGCAGAAGGAAAAUGCCAGUGUCCCAGUGGCCACAUUUUAGUGGAAAGAGAUGUAAAUGGAGCGUUGUUGUCUCAAGCAACUUGUAGGCCCUGUGAUGGAAGCGAAAACUCUUUUACAGUAGCAAAUGUGUUAGGAAACAGGUGUGUCCGAUGUGAGCCAACAUUCAUUAAUACCAGCAGGUCCUGUGCGUGCUUAAAACCUAACACUUUAACAGGGGGCUUAUGUUUCAGCACAGGAAAUUUUCCUCCACCUAUGAUUUCACCUGCACGUUAUGGAGAGCUUGGCAUGUCCAUCCCUUCAGAAUGGUUUGCAAGGUAUUUGCAUUCAUCAGCAGCUGCUUGUAGUGUAUAUGCCAAUCUAACAGCUUGCCAAGCUCUUGGAAAUAUGUGUGUGAUGAACAUGAAUUCUUAUAACUAUGCCACCUUUGAUGCAUGUGGACUAUUUCACUUGGUCUCUGAAAGCACUGCUGGACUCAGCAAUGUCCAUUCUGUUUCAUUUUGGAAACAGAAUCUUCCAUGGCUGUUCUAUGGAUAUCAGCUUGGGUUAGCACCUCAAGUCCUCAGUACUACACCUUUUCCUUCAAAUUUCAGUUUUAAAGGGCAAAACCAGAAUACACAAAUGAAGUUUGUUGCUGCUUCCUAUGAUGUAAGAGGAAAUUUUCUCAAGUGGCAAACUUUAGAAGGUGGUAUUUUACAGCUUUGUCCAGACACAGAAACAAGAUUAAAUGCAGCUUAUUCUUUUGGAACAACCUAUCAACAAGACUGUGUGAUUCCUCUCUCUAAGAUCUUAAUUGACUUUCCCAGUCCUAUAUUUUAUGAUCUAUACCUUGAAUAUACCGAUGAAAAUCAACACCAAUAUAUUUGGGCUCUGCCUGUGUUAAACCUAAAUCUUCAACACAAUAAAAUGUUUGUGAACCGAGACAGUAACUCUGGCAAGUGGAUUCUAACUCGGCGCAUUUUCUUAGUGGAUGCACUAAGUGGACGAGAAAAUGACUUAGGAAGUCAGCCAAGAUUAAUUCGAAUUGCUACACAAAUAUCUCUGAGCAUCCACCUUGUACCCAACACAAAGAAAGGAAACAUCUACCCUCCUUUAAUCACCAUUGGCUACAGUGACAUUGAUGUCAAAGACCCCAACAGCCAGUUUGUGAAGGUUUCCUUCUCAGUCGAAUAUGAAAUGAAUCAAGAAGAACCACGUAUCCAGACAGAUAUUGCUUUGGGUGUGUUGGGUGGGCUAGCUGUUUUAACAGCUCUUUUGAAGACAGCAGGAUGGAAGAGGCGCAUUGGGAGUCCUAUGAUUGAUUUACAGACCGUUAUGAAAUUCUUGGUGUACUAUGCUGGUGAUCUGACCAAUGUAUUUGUUAUCAUCACUGUGGCCACAGGUCUCUAUUGGCUCAUUUUCUUCAAAGCACAGAAGUCUGUCUCUGUUUUUCUACCAACGCCGACUCAGGAGGAACGUUUUGUUACUUUUGUGGGAUGCGCUUUUGCUCUGAAGGCGCUGCAGUUUCUGCAUAAGCUCAUAUCCCAGGUUACCAUUGAUAUAUUCUUUAUCGACUGGGAGCGACCGAAAGGAAAGGUUCUGAAAGCCGUUGAAGGUGAGGGCGGUGUGCGGAGUGCCACCGUGCCCGUAAGCAUAUGGAGGACAUAUUUUGUAGCAAAUGAAUGGAAUGAAAUUCAGACUGUGAGGAAAAUUAAUCCACUGUUUCAAGGACUCACUGUCCUCUUCUUUUUGGAGGUUGUGGGAUUUAAGAAUUUAGCAUUAAUGGAUUCAUCCUCCAGUCUUUCCAGAGACCCAUCCAGCUACAUAGCUCCUUAUAGUCGCAUUUUGAGAUAUGCAGUGUCUUCUGCUCUCUGGCUAGUGAUUGGAAUGAUACAGAUCGUGUUCUUUGCUGUCUUUUAUGAGAGAUUUAUAGAGGAUAAAAUUCGACAGUUUGUGGAUUUAUGCUCUAUGAGCAAUAUAUCAGUGUUUCUGUUAUCCCACAAAUGUUUUGGAUAUUACAUUCAUGGCAGAUCAGUACAUGGGCAUGCAGAUACUAACAUGGAAGAAAUGAAUCUGAAUCUGAAAAGAGAAGCGGAAAACUUGUGUAGCCAGAGAGGUUUGGUACCCAACACCGAGGGUCAGACUUUCCAGAUUGCAAUUUCUAGCCAGAUGAGACAGCACUACGACAGAAUUCAUGAAACACUAAUAAGGAAAAAUGGCCCUGCUAGACUAUUGAGUUCAUCAGCAAGUACUUUUGAGCAGAGUAUAAAGGCAUAUAAUACUAUGAAUAAAUUUCUGGGCUCUUUCAUCGAUCAUGUUCAUAAGGACAUGGACUACUUCAUAAAAGAUAAAUUGCUUCUUGAAAAAAUUCUUGGAAUAGAAUUCAUGGAACCAAUGGAAAAAAGCAUCUUUUAUAAUGAUGACGGUCACUCAUUCAGCAGUGUUCUGUAUUAUGGAAAUGAAGCCACUCUUCUCAUUUACGACCUGCUGUUCUUCUGUGUUGUGGACUUGGCCUGCCAGGACUUUAUUUUAGCAGCCUUCCUUACGUAUCUGCAACAGGAGGUUUUUAAAUUUAUUCGUAAUAUAGUAGGACAGAAGAAUUUGGCAUCCAAAACGUUGGUGGAUCAAAGGUUUUUGAUUUAA
This is a messenger RNA of Pipistrellus nathusii (Nathusius's pipistrelle), 2955 nucleotides long. NCBI's taxonomy places the organism in Eukaryota, Metazoa, Chordata, Mammalia, Chiroptera, Vespertilionidae. The record is from the annotation of a GenBank genome assembly.